GCCUUAAUAUAUCGAAGGUUGUUGUAUAUGACGCUGAGGAAGAUUUUAAACAUUUUAAAAAGCCGGCGAAACUUAACUGAAUUCGUAUAGAGAAAGAUUGUAUUCUUGUUAUUUUAUUUUUUCCAUCAGUCACUUAAAUAAGUAAAAAUGGAGAUAACGAGUGAAAAUUUGCAAACUUUAAGUGAAUAUUUGAAGCAUUCUUUAAGUCCUGAUGUGAAUACUAGACGACCAGCUGAAAAAUUUCUUGAAUCUGUUGAAGUGAAUCAGAAUUAUCCUGUACUUUUACUACAUUUAAUUGAUAAGUCUGACUUUGACAUGACAAUUAGAACUGCAGGAUCAGUUGCAUUUAAAAAUUACAUUAAACGAAAUUGGAAAGUAGACGAAGAUUAUGGAGAUCGCAUACAUGGUCAGGAUCGAGAAGCUAUAAAAAGAUUGAUUAUAAAUCUAAUGUUGCACUCUCCUGAUUCAAUUCAAAAGCAACUUUCGGAUGCGAUAUCGAUAAUUGGUAAAUACGACUUUCCAGACAAGUGGCCGGAUUUAAUUGAUCAAAUGGUGGAGAAAUUUAAUACGGGAGAUUUCCAUAUUAUCAAUGGUGUUCUCCACACUGCCCACUCGUUAUUCAAAAAAUAUCGUUACGAAUUCAAAAGUCAAACUUUGUGGACGGAAAUUAAAUUUGUAUUAGAUCAUUUUGCUAAGCCUCUGACAGAUCUAUUCUUGACGACCAUGAAGUUAACGGAAGUGCAUUCGAAUAAUGUUGAGGCACUCAAAAUAAUUUACAAUUCUCUAGUUGUUUUGUGUAAAGUAUUUUAUUCUCUUAAUUUCCAAGAAUUGCCAGAAUUCUUCGAAGAUAAUAUGGAAGCAUGGAUGUCGAAUUUCUACACUUUGCUCACUACAGAAGUUCCAUUAUUACAAACAGAGGAUGAAGAAGAACCUGGACUACUCGAACAAUUAAAAUCACAAGUUUGUGAUAAUGUUUGUUUAUAUGCCCAUAAGUAUGAUGAAGAAUUUCAAACAUAUUUACCUCAGUUUGUAACGGCUGUGUGGAAUUUACUAACUUCGAAUGUUCAAAAGCCUAAAUUUGAUGCUUUGGUGUCAAAUGCAUUACAAUUUUUAGCAACGGUAGCUGACAGGUCUCAAUACAGACAUCUUUUCGAAGAUCCUGCUACUCUUGGAAGUAUUUGUGAGAAAGUGAUUAUUCCUAAUUUGGAAUUCAAAGCUUCUGAUAAUGAAUUGUUUGAAUUUAAUCCAGAAGAAUAUAUAAGACGUGAUAUUGAAGGAAGUGAUGUUGAUACUAGAAGAAGAGCUGCUUCUGACCUAGUUAAAGUAUUUUCAAAAUAUUUUGAAAAUAAAAUUAUAGAAAUAUUUGGCUUCUAUAUCCAGAUUAUGCUGCAAAGUUACAAAGAUAAACCUGCGGAAAACUGGCAAAGUAAAGAUGCGGCAAUAUAUUUAGUAGUAAGUUGUGUUAGUAAAGGACAAACUCAAAAGCAUGGAGUAACACAAAGCAGUAGACUUGUGUCGUUACCUGAGUUUACACAGGAACAUAUAUUUCCAGAACUCUUGAGACCAAAUGUCAAUGAGUUUCCCGUUCUGAAAGCUGAUGCCAUAAAGUUUGUAAUGACAUUUAGGUCUGUACUACCUCGAGAACACGUAGUAGGCGCUUUGCCAUUACUCAUCAAGCACUUGUCAGCUUCCAUGACUGUAGUUCACACGUAUGCCGCUUGCGCUAUUGAGAAGAUUCUUGCUCUUAGGGAUCAAGAAAAUGCUUCACAGGUGCAGGAAAAGGAAAUCGUGGUCUUAGCAGUAGAUUUAUUGAAUGGGCUGUUUGCCGCCUUAGAGAUUGCUGGUUCUGAGGACAAUGAAUAUGUUAUGAAAGCCAUUAUGCGAAGUUUCGUGAUUUUGCAAGACAAUGUAGUACCUCAUCUUGCUACUUUAUUGCCCAAGUUAACGGAAAAACUUGUUACUGUAGCGAAAAAUCCAAGUCGUCCGAAUUUUAAUCAUUAUUUAUUCGAAACUCUCAGUUUAUCCAUAAAGAUUGUUUGUAAACGAAAUUUGGAAGCUAUUGUGUCUUUUGAGCAAACACUCUUCCCUAUUUUCCAAGCAAUUUUGCAACAAGACGUACAAGAAUUUAUACCAUAUGUUUUCCAAAUUCUUGCACUACUUCUUGAAUUGCGUAGUGAAGCGAACGUUCCUGAACCGUACAUGGCUCUAUUCCCAUGUUUAUUAGCACCAGUAUUAUUUGAAUAUCAGGGAAACAUAGAUCCAUUGAACAGACUGUUGCAAGCUUUUAUUACAAAAGGAGCUCAUCAAAUAAUUGCACAAGAUAAAAUUAGUGCUCUUCUUGGUGUCUUCCAAAAAUUAAUUGCAUCGAAAGCUCAUGAUCACGAAGGUUUCCUACUGAUUCAAUGCAUAAUUCAACAUUUCCCUACAGAAACACUACAAUCUUAUAUGAAACAAGUUUUCAUGCUGUUUUUCCAAAGACUUUCUUCAAGCAAAACAGUGAAAUUUGUAAAGGGCCUUAUCGUAUUCUUUGCUUACUACAUUCUGAAGUACGGUGGCCCUAACUUGAUUUCAAUGGUUGAAGAAAUCCAGACCCAAAUGUUUGGAAUGGUCUUAGAAAGGGUAAUCAUUGCCGAUUUACAAAAAGUUACUGGGGAAAUAGAGAGGAAAGUUACAGUGUUUGGAUACUCGAAUUUAAUCACUAACUGUCCGGCAUUGUUGCAACCACCUUAUAUGUCUUAUUAUCCACAAUUACUGACUUCUGUUGUGGAAUUGCUUGAAACGUCUAACGGUGAUCAAGUAACGAGUGAGGAACAAGUAUUUCCAGAAAUUGAUGACAAUGUAGGUUAUCAUGCAGCUUAUAGUCAGCUUCUAUUCGCCAAAAACGUGAAGCCAGAUCCUUUUACAGCCGUUGGAGAUGUCAGAAUGUUUUUGGCCCAAGGACUCGGUAAAUUAUCAUUGGAUCAAUUAUCUCAAAUUUUAAUUCAGAUACCAGAUCCAAAUGGAAGUCACCUCAAAAAGUAUCUUCAAGCAGCUGGUAUAAAUAUCGCAUAGUGAGAAAAGUAUUGGUUUAAGUCAAUUAAUUCUGUAAUCAAUAAACAUGUGUAAUAACUUUUAAUAGUAAAUUUGCACUAAUAAAUUUUAUUUUUAAAACGUU
Messenger RNA from Leptopilina heterotoma, 3154 nucleotides. RefSeq names its product exportin-2 (gene Cse1). Bases 148 to 3051 code for a protein of 967 amino acids. Gene Ontology annotation, cellular component: cytosol; nuclear envelope. Gene Ontology annotation, molecular function: small GTPase binding; nuclear export signal receptor activity. NCBI's taxonomy places the organism in Eukaryota, Metazoa, Arthropoda, Insecta, Hymenoptera, Figitidae. Gene Ontology annotation, biological process: protein export from nucleus; protein import into nucleus. The transcript has 16 exons. The record is from RefSeq and is a predicted model, not a curated record.